Tetrahymena thermophila SB210 is the source of this 1134-nucleotide messenger RNA. RefSeq names its product transmembrane protein, putative. The transcript has a single exon. The record is from RefSeq and is a predicted model, not a curated record. NCBI's taxonomy places the organism in Eukaryota, Ciliophora, Oligohymenophorea, Hymenostomatida, Tetrahymenidae.
AUGAAAACACUGAUUGUUUUAUCAAUUGCACUAAUUUGCAUUUAAGCUCAGGCUUUCUAAGUCGAUAACGAAGACUUAAAAUAAUUGUACAAUUUUACUCACGGUGCUACUACCUAUAACUAAACUGAAUAAUAUUUAAAUAAUUCAGCUUGGACUCAAAAAUAAUUGCCACCUGUUCCUCAAUAAUAUCCUCAUGAAAUCGAUGAAUAGAAUUCGACAGAUGUAAGCUCAUUUAAUAAAACCAAAAAACAUGGUGAAAGAGAUCAUAAAAAUCACGAAAAACAACGUGAAGAACAUAAAUGGGAAAAGAAACAUCAUGAAGGUAAAAAGCAUGAAAGAGAAGAAGAUGAAAAAAGACACCAAAAUCAUAAGAGAGAAAAACACCACAGAGAAGAAGAAAGUGAUCACGAAAACAGACGUGGCGGUGAUAUGAGAAAAAAAUAAGGAAAACACGAAGAAAAGAAUGAUUAAGGUCAUUUGAGAAGCUCUUCUAACCUUGUUGAAUCUAAAGGAUCUGGUUAUCACAGCUAAUUCAAAAAAUAAGGAUCUAAAUUAAAAAUGGCCUACAAAAGAUUGCCUAAGCCUGCAAGAAUCGCAAUAAAUAUUGCCUCCAUUUUAUUAGUUAUUGCUGUUCUAGUAAAGUUAGUCAAGUGCUGCAAGAGAAAGAGAUAACAAAGAAGAGAAAGAUAGAGAACUAUGAGAGAAUAAUACGUUUAAUAACAAACUGUCUAAUAAUAAUUGAAUAGUUCUAACAAUCCUCACGAGCUCUUCCUUCAAUAAAACAGCUAACCUAGCAUCCCUGUCGGAUAACCUGUUUAAAUGAAUUACUAAUAUCCUCAAUUAACCAAUACUCUAAUUAGCUAAUAACAAUUAUAACCUUAACAACCAAGAGUUGCCAUUCCAGUUGUUCACGCCUAGCCAUAUUAUGCUGUUCCAUCCAAUGAACACGCUUCGGUUCCUCAAAGACCUGUAGCUAUCCCCAGCAACUAAAACUUCAUGACUGUUGAACUUCCUUAAUUAAGCAUCAAUAAUGAUCAGUCAAGCAGAUAAUCAGUAGAAGUUGUUGAUGCAUAAAAUGUAAGAAGAUACCCUGUCUUACAACAAUAAAAUCCCUACUCUUAUCAAUAAUUCUGA